UUCUAGUUUUCAUUUCCGGGGUUAAGGCAGCCGCCAUAUCCGAAUGCGUUUCAAACACAGAGACAUGUUUAUGUUUAGCCAGUCGAGAAAAACAGCCUGGAUCAUAAUAUAGCGCUUUUAUUACACCCAAUAGACCUCCAAAAGACAGAUUUAAAGAUGUCAUUGGUGGAUUUGGGAAAGCGUCUUUUAGAAGCAGCACGCAAUGGUCACGACGAUGAAGUCAGGACGCUGAUGGCCAAUGGGGCCCCAUUCACUACUGACUGGCUUGGAACGUCUCCAUUGCAUUUAGCAGCCCAGCAUGGUCAUUACUCCACUGCAGAAGUGUUGCUCAGGGCGGGUGUCAGCAGAGAUGCCCGAACCAAGGUGGACAGGACCCCACUGCACAUGGCGGCCACAGAAGGACAUGAAGUUAUCGUUGAGUUAUUAAUCAAGAGUGGAGCAGAUAUCAAUGCCAAAGACAUGUUAAAGAUGACCGCCCUCCACUGGGCCGCCCAGCAUGGUCAUCACAGCGUCGCUGAACUGUUGAUCAAACACGGCGCUGAUGUGCACGCCCUCAGCAAAUUCGACAAGUCAGCUUUUGACAUUGCAGUCGACAUACAAAAUGGCGAACUUAUGCAUCUAAUACAGGAGGGAAUGCGGAAUCAGGUGAACAGAAAUGCUGAAAUGUCAAUCACCAAUGGCGGCAGCGCACAACAGUUCAUCAUCCAGGGUGUCCCCAACAUCCAAGGAGGAGUGGUCAACCUCGCUGACUUCAUCAAAACCAGCUCAGGUGAUUCAGAGGAUGCUAUAGCUGUGAGCGCGUUGGACUCGGGUAUACAACAAAUGGUGAAUGAAUCUGGUCAGAGGGUUAUAACCAUAUUAACAGAUCAACAUGGAAACGUACAAACAAAUGGACUCGGUCAGCCUUUCUUUGUCACAAUGCAAGAUGGACGACAAGUAUUGGCAGUUUCAACCAAUCAGAUUACAGAGGAAGUGGUGGAGGAGUCUGAACCCCCUGCCCGUAAACGUAAAAUCGAAGUCACGUCCAAUAAUACAGAGUCUGGCGAAACGGAGCAUCUGCAAUGGCAGUUACAAGAAGCCAACAGGAAAGCUCAAUCCUAUCGACAACAGCUACUUCGCAAAGAGCAGGAAGCCGAAGAGUACCGCAAGAAACUGGAGGCCAUGUCGAACGGACAGUCCAACGGCACUUCCGAUCUGGGUCAGGAACAGGUCGUGUUUGUACAGGAAGAGGGUGUGAUAGAGGAAGCGACCGAGGGAGAGGAGGAAGUCGUCAUGUUUUCGGAAGGUGGCGUCGUUAUUAAAACAGAAGAGAUGGAUUCCUCUGACGAGCAGAUAACUCUGGUGGAGGCCACGGCGGGUCACACCGAAGUCAUUUCGUAGAGGACAUCUCAGCGAGCGUGGACUCGAUGAUCGGGCAACCAAAGAGUGCAUUGGCACAGUAUUGGUUGGGUUAAUUUUUGGUUUUUGCAAUCAAGUCCUUUUGUAAUUUAUUUCCUUCUAUUUUGCCUAAUGUUUUGUGCAUCGAUUAAAAAUUCAUAAACACAACUGCAAUGUGCAUCAUAUGCACACACAAACACACACAGAGGAGGAAGAAGAAAAUGCCGUGUUUUGUUGUAGACAGCUGGAAAACACUCAGGUUGGAACUUGUACCUGCCUUAUUCAAAGUUUUAUCACUUUAGUCAUGAAACAUUGCCAUGGCUCAUUUUGAUUAUCUUGCAAGGUAUAUGCAUUGGAAAUCAAAAAAUUGUUUAUGUAAAUUCUAGGCACGUCAGCAUCUUAUUAAAAGUCAUAACUCACAGUCGAUAGAUUUAUAUUUCUGUUGGACUAUUUACAAAAGUGAUCGGUAAUGUAAAAGUGCCUUUGCUCAGAGUAUUUGUGGACUUUAAGGAUUAGGGUGUCAUGAACUAAUGCAUAUUUGUUUCAACGAGACAAAUGCAACUUUUAUUCACUCAACAUUUCAUUCAUAUUCCUAGUGUAACCUAGUCUUUUGCUUAAUAUGUAUGUUAUUUUUAAGUUGCAAACUAAAGAAUUAAGUUUGAAGAACAGCGCUUAUGCACAUCGCAAGUUUAGUGCUUUCACAAAUGUAUAUGAAAUGUGAUGGGAGUAUCAGGGGUUAAGCCUAUAUGAUGUGUAAAUGAAAGUUCUGGUGGUGUCUGAGGUUCAUAAAUGUAUAUUCAUUUUUAAUUGUUUUCCAAUUAUUAUUUCUUAUUCCAUCCAUAAAAUUGUAAUAAUGAGCCACAGACAUAUUGGCACUACAGUUUGCAGAAAAAAAAACACCUUACUUGUAUUACGUGCUUAAGUGAUGUAUAAAGCUUUGACUUUUUUAAUAAAAAUGUUACAGUUACAAAUUCUA
This is a messenger RNA of Paramisgurnus dabryanus, 2353 nucleotides long. It is a transcript of the gene gabpb2a, whose product is annotated as GA binding protein transcription factor subunit beta 2a. NCBI's taxonomy places the organism in Eukaryota, Metazoa, Chordata, Actinopteri, Cypriniformes, Cobitidae. Gene Ontology annotation, cellular component: nucleus. The record is from RefSeq and is a predicted model, not a curated record. Gene Ontology annotation, molecular function: transcription cis-regulatory region binding; protein binding. Gene Ontology annotation, biological process: positive regulation of transcription by RNA polymerase II.